CUUCGCUGGGCGAGCAGGCCCAGGUCGAGCGAGGCGGACGCCGGUGAGGACUCCCAGGCGCAGCCCCUCCCCUCGGGCAGGUCAUACGUUGAACGAUGGAGGAGAUCAACCAGGAAUGACAACAAAAGUCCUAGCCACCCUCUCCUAGGAAGUAGUCAUGUUGGAGGGAUUGGUAGCCUGGAUCCUCAACAACUAUCUGGGCAAAUAUGUCAGUAACUUGAACACGGACCAGCUCUCCGUAGCUCUUCUAAAAGGUGCGGUGGAGUUGGAAAAUUUACCACUAAAGAAAGAUGCCUUGAAGGAAUUGCUGCCGUUUGAGGUCAAAGCUGGCUUCAUUGGCAAGGUAACGCUGCAGAUACCGUUUUAUCGCCCGCACGUGGACCCAUGGGUGAUAUCGGUGUCAAAAUUACAUCUGAUCGGAUCGCCGGAGAAGAAAGAAGAUUUUGAUGAAGAAAGAGAGAGGCUGUUUGAAAGAGAAACCAAGAAAGCAGUCUUAUUAGCACUGGAAGAGAAAUGGAAAAAAGAACGGGAGCAGGUAGGAGAAUCUUACUGGUAUUCAGUCACUGCCUCUAUCAUUACAAGCAUCGUAGAGAACAUCGAAUUAAAAAUUCAAGAUGUCCACUUAAGGUUUGAAGAUGACAUCAAAAAUCCAUCGCAGCCGCUUGCAUUUGGAAUCUGUAUAAAAAAUGUCUCUGCACAGAAUGCCGUGAAUGAGCCGGUGGAGGAUCUAAUGAGAAAAAAACAGCUGGAUAUUGCUGAUUUCAGCAUCUAUUGGGAUACCAAUUGCACUUUAAUGGGAGACUUGCCACCAGGGGAACUGCAGGAAGCUAUGGAUAAGAGCAUGGAAAGUCGAGAGCACAAUUACAUCCUGGAGCCUGUGUGCACCUCUGCCCUCCUCAAGAGAAACUGUUCGAAAGAGCCGCUGAGGUCGCGACAUUCCCCGCGGCUUGAGUUCGACAUUCAGAUGGAGACGAUCCCACUGAAACUUUCUCAGACCCAGUACCGGCAAAUCAUGGACUUCUUGAAGGAACUGGAUCGAAAAGAGCGGCAGCUUAAAUUUAGAAAAUGGAAGCCCAAGGUUGCGGUAACUGGAAACUGCCGCGAAUGGUGGCUCUUUGCUCUGAACGCGAACAUUGCGGAGAUCAGAGAGCAGAGGGAACGCUCUUCGUGGGAAUUUGCGUUGCAUCGGGCCCAAGACGCUGUCUUGUACACUGACCUGUAUUACAGGAAGUUAAAAGAAGUGCCAUUGUCUGCUGAGGAGCAGGAAGAGAUGGACAGGAUUGAGGAUGAACAAACUUUUGAGGAGUUGAAAAUCUUGCGCGAGAUAGUUUAUACACAGUACCAUGAACUGGCCGAGAGCGUUAAGGAGCCCUUAUGUGAUACCUUGGGAGGAGUUUCUGAUCUUGGCCUGGAAACCCCGACCACUUCCAGCAGCAGCAGCAGCAGCAGCAGUGGAAUGCUGCAGUACCUUCAGUCUUGGUUUCCUGGCUGGGGGGGCUGGUACAGCGACUCGCAGGAUGCAUUAGAAGCAGACACUUUUAAAGAAUUGCUCUCGGAGACGCCAGAACACUGGAGACCGGAGGAUGUUGCAGGUGCUGAUGAAUUUUUUGACCUGGGCACUGACGUCUCCAACAUCAAGCAUCCUUUCACAAAGAGGGACCAUGUCUUUGCAAAGUUAAAUCUCCAGCUGCAGGGCGGCUCCGUCACCUUGCUGCAUGCGGAAAAGCGGAGCCUGCAGGCUAAGGAAAGAGAUUUCAUGCAGCUGGAAUUUUCAGGAGUGACGAUCCUAGCAGAAUCCCUUCCUCGCAGGAACUCUUCCCUUUUCAAGAUUCAGCUUGGCAGCCUGUUCCUCCGAGAUUUAGCAACAGAAGGGUCCAUAUUCCCAGUCCUGGUCUUCCCUAAUCCUCAAAAAGAAGUUGGCUGCGUCUCUUCCAUUGGUCUCCAAGCUUCUUCUUCAGACACAAGUAAUCAGAGCACUGCUGCCGACCCUGAGGUUCCAGUGUUUGAGAUGCUGUAUGAGAGAAACCCAGUCCGCAGCAGUUUUGAGAGACGCCUAGAAGUCAGUACCAGACCUCUAAAUAUUAUUUACAAUCCACAAGCCAUUAAGAAAGUAGCCGAUUUCUUCUACAAGGGAAGGGUUCAUACCUCAGGUUUUGGAUAUCAAUCUGAGCUUGAGCUCAGGGUGGCAGAAGCUGCCAGAAGACAAUACAACAAGCUCAAAAUGCAGACGAAGGCCGAAAUCAGACAAACCAUCGACCGUUUGCUGGUGGGAGAUUUCAUUGAAGACAGCAAACGUUGGUCUGUGUGCCUUGACAUUUCUGCCCCUCAAGUAAUCUUCCCUGACGACUUUAAAUUUGCAGAUCCGGUUUUAGUAGUGGUUGACUUGGGAAGAAUGUUACUUACCAAUUCUCAAGAGGAGCAUAAAAAGAAGAGUUCGGAUGGGGUGCCGCUGGAUCUGAGCGAACUGAGUGACGAUGAAUACAAGACGCCUCUCGCCACCCCUCCCAGCACCCCACCCCCAGAAGUCAGCAGUAGCGACGGAAGCAAAAAUCUCGACUUUCCUGGGGUCGAAAUCAGCGAAGAGCAGCUACACGCCCACUUGAUGAGUAAAAAAAUGUAUGAGACCUACAGCUUGUCAUUCAUGGAUCUUCAGAUCAUGGUGGGGAGAGUAAAGGACAACUGGAAGCACGCUCAGGACAGCGAUGUCGGCCCGACGCACGUGGUGGAGAAAUUCAACGUUCACUUGCAACUGGAGCGCAGGUUGAUAUACACUUCGGAUCCCAAGUACCCCGGAGCAGUCUUGUCUGGGAAUUUACCGGAUUUGAAAAUACACAUCAACGAGGAUAAAAUAAUAGCCCUGAAUAACUGCUUUGGAAGGCUGAGCACGUCUGAAAAUGAAACUUCAAGUUCUUUGCACUUGGGGAAAGAGAAGAUUUUUAUGGAUACGGACCAGCGUGGAAGUUUGCAUAGUUCAGUCAUGAAUUUAACUCAGAGUGUCAUAACGGUAGAGCAACACACGAAGGAAGUCCUUGUCGAGUCGCAGCUGCUUUUAGCGGAGUUCAAGGUGAACUGCAUGCAGCUGGGUGUGGAAAGCAAUGGCCGUUACAUCUCUGUCCUCAAGGUUUUUGGCACAAAUGCCCAUUUUGUGAAGAGGCCUUAUGAUACAGAAGUCUCGCUCACUGUUCAUGGGUUGCUCUUGGUCGAUACUAUGCAGACGUACGGCUCCGACUUUGACCUCCUGAUGGCUUCUCACAAAAAUCUCCAUUUUGAUGCCCCAACGGGAAGCCUACGGGAUAGCAGGGCCCAGUCCCCUGUUGGUGGGCCCUGUGAAGCCUACCCAACGGAUAGAGCAGGCUUGACGGAAGCACGAUCUGCAGCCUUGAGUGAGUUAUCCUGUGGUUUUCCUCCAGGUGACGAAUCUUUAAUUAAACUGGAAUAUCAGUUUGUGAGCGCAGAAUGCCCCUCUAUGAACUUGGAUAGCACUCUCCAAGUGAUAUCUGUUCAGAUGAACAACUUGGAUAUCAUUCUUAACCCAGAGACCAUUGUUGAGUUGAUUGGCUUCCUCCAGAAAUCUUUCCCAAAGGAAGAUGAUUCUAGCCCUCAGCCAUUAAUGACUGACUUGGAGAGAAGUUUCAGCGACCAAGAAUCCUUCCAGUCUACCCACACCCAGUGUACAGAAGUAGCAGUGGAUAUCCACUCAUUAAACAUACUUCUCCUUCGGACUGUCACAAUGAUAAAUGGAGAGAAGCUUGGCAGAAAGAUUGCAACAGCAAGCAUCGGGGGCACCAAAGUGAAUGUCUCUAUGGGUAGCAGAGUGGACCUCAAUGGGUCUCUAGGUUGUUUACACCUUAUGGAUUUGACCCAGGACAGCAGUAAAAACCUGUAUGUCGUAAGCAUUGGGAAUGCUGUAAGGUAUGAAAAUUUCAUUUGUGACGUGGGUGACUUCAAGCCUGCAUUUCUCCAGUUUGAUGAUUCUAGUAGCCUUCCAGAUGCUUUGAGCUUCACUUUUGUCGAGCAGUCAGAGGAGGAAUGUUCGCUUCACCUCCGGAUGGCAUCUUUGCAUUACAACCACUCGGCAAAGUUUUUGAAAGAGAUCACCUUAUCCAUGGACGAACUCGAGGAGAACUUCCGCAGCAUGCUUAAGAGCGCAGCGACCAAGGUGACGACUGUCUUGGCCACUAAAACCGCCGAAUACUCCGAAAUGGUUUCUUUGUUUGACACGACGCCUCGACCGAGAGACCCCUUUAAUUUUGAAAGUAAUGAAGGGGAGGAACUCCUGCAGCCACGCCCCAAAAGUGAAACGAUUAAGCUUAUUUUAAACGUCAACAUCGAGUCCCCAGUUGUAUCCAUACCCCGUAAGCUUGGCAGCCCGGAGUUGCUGGUGGGGCAUCUUGGGCAGAUAUCCAUCCAGAAUUUUGUGGCGGGAGAAGACAAUUCAACAAGUGAUAGGCUUCAGGUGGAAAUCAGAGAUAUUAAGAUGUAUUCUCUAAACAGCAGUCAUUUGGCAGGCAGGAAAGAAUCUACUUCUGAAGCGUUACAUGCAACACAUCCCUCGGGACCUGCCAGCGUCAGCAGUCAGGAGGAUUCUCAUUUCACUCGGCAUGAUUUCUUUGAAUCGUUACAUAAAGGUCAUGCUUUCCAUAUUUUGAAUAAUGCUACGAUCCAGUUCAGACUGGAGAAGAUCCCAGUGGAGAGAGAUGCCGAGUUGACCUUCUCUAUGACUGAUGAUGUUGAAACCUCAAGCAUUAUGAGAAUCGAGGGGAAGUUUGUUAACCCUCUGCAGGUGGUAUUGGCCAAGCAUGUGUACGAACAAGUUUUGCAAACUCUUGACAACCUAGUUUGCAGUGAAGAUCUGACUAAGCCCUCGUCCUCCUUCCCGUCGUCCACCUGUCCUCCUUCUAGUUCUCCUGCAUCGCUCCGAAGCACAAACUCCGACUUCUCCAUGGAUAGGAAGGAAAAUGGACUCUUCAGCCAUUCCAGCUUUUCCACUUCCAGCAAGUUUACUCCGGUCAAAGAAGUGACCCAGUCUUUUACUCAGAUACAAGCCAACUUCCAUAUUUCUGAGCUGCAGGUUCAGCUAAGCGGUGACCUUACACUUGGAGCCCAAGGCCUGGUUAGCUUAAAAUUUCAGGAUUUCGAUGUAGAGUUUACUAAAGAUCACCCCCAUACCUUGUCCAUUCAGAUUGCCUUACGAUCUCUGUUGAUGGAAGAUCUUUUGGAGAAGAAUCCAGAUUCUCUGUAUAAGAACCUCAUGGUGUCCCGUGGAGCACCCAAACCAUCCAGUUUAGCGCACAAAGAAUACCUUUCCCAGUCUUGUCCCUCUGUGUCUAAUGUGGAAUAUCCGGAGAUGCCUCGUUCCCUCCCUUCACAUAUGGAAGAAGCCCCAAAUGUCUUUCAGUUAUACCAAAGACCGAGUUGCAUCUCCCACAAGAAACAAAAAGACGAUGUGGAUUCAGGCUACCCCUUAACUCCUCCUCCUUCCCCCACCGCUGACAAGUCGAGCACUCCUUGCGAGAAGAGUGACUUUGAUGACUCUUUGGUUCACAUCAAUAUGUUGCUGGUGGACAAGAAGCAUCCAGCGUUUUCCUCUUGUUACGGCAAAGUCCACCGCAGCGUGGACGUUGACUUCAACUGUUUAGACGUUUUGAUAACUCUGCAGACCUGGGUGGUGAUUCUGGAUUUUUUUGGAAUUGGAUCCACCGCCGAGAAUCACAGCAUGAAGUUGCCUUCUGAAGAUGUUCAGCAGAUGGUGAAGUCGGAAACGAGCGUUUUGUCCGAUUUGGAAUUCCAAGAUUCUGUGAACACCAAACUGGACCUGAAGGUCCAUUCCCUGUCCUUGGUUCUGAAUAAGGCGACAACUGAGCUGGCAAAAGCAAAUGUCUCCAAGCUUGCCACCCACGUGGAAAUGAUUGAAGGAGACCUGGCCCUUCAGGGAAGCAUUGGGAGCUUAUCUUUAAGUGACCUCACUUCACAUGGGGAAUUUUACCGAGAGCGCUUUACUACCAGCGGUGAAGAGGCGCUCAUCUUUCAGAUCCACAAGUACGGCCAACCGGAUCCCUUGCUGCAGAGAGAUUGUGACAUGUGCGUGAGCCUGCGUAUGGCCUCGGUGCAGUACGUUCACACCCAGCGCUUCCAAGCGGAGGUGGUGUCUUUCAUCCAGCAUUUCACUCAGCUCCAGGAUGUCUUGGGGCGUCAGAGAGCAGCAGUUGAAGGGCAGACGGUAAGAGACCAGGCCCAGCGAGCUUCUAGAGUGCUGCUUGACAUAGAAGCGGGCGCUCCUGUCCUCCUUAUCCCUGAAAGUUCGAAGUCCAGCCACCUGAUCGUGGCCAACCUGGGGAAGCUGAAAGUCAAAAACAGGUUCCUUUUUUCUGGUGCUCCAGGUACCUUCUCCCUGAAAGAUAAGGAUUUGAUUUUGCAAGGUGGCACGUACAAGGACCCCAUUUUUUGUGAGCAAGAUUCUGUUCCAUUUUCAUCACCCCUGGGAACCCCAAAGCACAGCAUGAAGAAAACCUCAAGUACAGAUGAGUCCAGGGCCACAUCGAGUCCCUCUGGAGGGUUAUUCAUGAGAUCAUCAUCUUCUGGACCCAAUCUGAGACUGAAAAGUGAUCCCGUUGCGAGUGUUUUAACUACGCCUUCCAAGCCAUCCCCUUUGCCAGUCCCAGACAGUCCCGAGGAACAUACCUGCCUGUUAGACUGCAUUGUGGUUGAUCUGCAGGAUAUGGAUAUUUUUGCGGCUGAAAGAUGCCCUAGAGAAUAUUCAGAGGCCCUGGAGGAAACCGGUGCUGAUAUGACCUUCCCUUCCUACGUUGUUAGGCAGAUGGGCAGAAGCCUUUUGGCCGAACCUUUCCGACUGAAGCUGCAAGUGGAAAGAAACUUGGACAAGGAGAUAAGCCACUCAGUUCCUGAUAUAUCCAUUCAUGGCAAUCUGUCAUCCGUCCACUGUUCUCUGGACCUCAGCAAAUAUAAACUGAUUCGGGGACUCCUUGAGAAUAAUCUGGGUGAACCAAUAGAGGAGUUCAUGCGGCCCUAUGACUUACAAGACCCAAGAAUACACACUGUGUUGAGUGGAGAAGUGUACACCUGCAUGUCUUUCCUUAUUGACAUGGUCAAUGUGAGUCUGGAGCUGACCAACCCCCAAGGGAAGGAUGGCUCGCUAGCCAGGUUUGACUUCAAGAAGUCCAAGUUGCUUUUUGAGAGUUUUUCAAAUCAGACCAAAUCCAUAAACUUGGUCUCACAUUCCAUGAUGGCGUUUGACACACGAUAUGCCGGGCAGAGGGCCUCUUUGGGAACGCCGAACGUGUUCAGUUGCAUCUUCCAGUCAUCCAAGAACACCAACACCCCAGGGGCAAUACAGAUCGAGCUGCAUUACAGAUCUACCAAGGAUUCUUCCUGCUUCACAGUGGUCCUGAACAACCUUCGUGUGUUCCUGAUCUUCGACUGGCUACUGCUCGUUCAUGACUUCAUACAGACGCCCAGCGAUACCAAGAAGCAGCCCAACCUCACCCCUUCCAGGCAGCGCAAUUACAGCAGUGAAAUGGCGGUCGUUCCCAAAGCGGUGAAGUGCGGGAUCGUCACAAAGCGUUCUUCUCUUCAGGUCUCUGCUGAAAAACAGCUGGAAGUCAAGAUCAAUGUAACAGGUACUGAAUUUGUGGUGGUUGAAGACAUGUCCUCUCUGGAUACCAGUGCCAUUAUUCUGAAGGGGACGACAGUACUUACUUACAAGCCCAAACUGGUGGAUCGCCCUUUCUCGGGCAGUUUGUUUGGCAUUGAGGUUUUUUCGUGCCGGCUGGGGAACGAGCAGGAAACGGCACUCUCUAUUAUCGACCCUGUACAAAUUCAAGUUGAACUUGUGGGGAAUUCUUCAUAUCCCAGUGGGUCAGGAUUGCUGGAUGCUUUCAACAGUGAAGACUUCCCACCUGUUUUAGAGAUUCACUUACAAGCGCUGGACAUCAGAUUGUCUUACAAUGAUGUCCAGCUCUUCUUGGCUAUUGCCAAGUCCAUUCCUGGUCAGACCAGCAGCGCCACGCCCAGUGCUUCUGCAUCGGACAGCAAAGCCUCUGUUUCUGCUUCUCCUGCUUGCAUAAAAGAGAUCUCGGGACUAACCUCCGAAGCCACAGAUGCCCCGAAACAUACUUUAGAUCCUGUUCUUGAGGUGCAGCUGGCCCGACUGCAGGAACUGGGAUUUAGCAUAGAAGACUGUCGCAAAGCUCUUUUGGUGUGCCAAGGUCAGCUGAAGAAAGCAGCGAGUUGGUUGUUCAAGAACGCCGAACCACUGAAGUGUGUGCCAUUCGAUUCAAGUCAGCGAGAGAGCCAGGGCUCUGUGGCCCUCCGCUUGAUUUCUGGAGUGGAAAUUAAAGCCGAAAGCAUCUGUAUUUGCUUCAUAGAUGACUGCAUGGACAGUGACGUUCCCCUAGCUGAAUUAACUUUUUCACGUUUGAAUUUUCUCCAGCAUCUGAGAGCCAGCCCUGAAGGCUAUGCUCAUUUUACACUCUCUGGAGAUUAUUAUAACCGCGAACUUUCUGGCUGGGAACCGUUUAUCGAGCCCUGGCCAUGUUCAGUAUCCUGGCAGCAGCAGCCAGCCAGUCGCCUCCAUCCUUCUCGGUUGAAGCUGGAGGUGAAAACAAAGCAUCGUCUGGACAUCAACAUAACUUCUGUGUUAAUUGAGCAGUAUGCUAGCACUAAACAGUCAUGGAUGGCGGAUUACUGCAAACUGGAGAAAGAAGUAGAGGCGGACGAAUCUGAAGAAUGGAUGGGCUCUUCGGUUGAUCCUCCGUCAUUUGGGCAGGGCCUUCCUCUUGUCUACCUUAGAACUAGGAGCACAGCCAGUCUGACUAACCUAGAGCACCAGAUGUAUGCUAGAGCUGAAAUGAAGGCUCCGAAGCGCCGGCAUCCUUUUGUGCCGUUCGCCCUGCGGAAUCACACCGGCUGCACUCUCUGGUUCGCCACUUUAACCACCACUCCAACCCGUGCCGCACUGUCUCACAGUGGAAGCCCCGGCGUCCUUCCGGAGGAAAACGGGACGUUUCUUGAUGAUGCGCACAAAGUCAGCGAGUGGCGGGAAGUCCUGACAGGCGAAGAAGUUCCUUUUGAGUUCGAAGCCAGGGGGAAACUGAGGCACAGACACACACACGACUUAAGGAUUCAUCAGCUGCAGGUGCGAGUAAGCGGCUGGGAGCAAGUCAGUCCGGUAUCAGUCGACAAAGUGGGAAUUUUUUUCCGAUAUGCGGCCCCUGACAAGAGCACAUCUUCAUCUACCGUUGGCAGCCCGAUUAGCAGAACAAACAUCAUCCAUCCACAUGUUUAUUUUUCUUCGCUGCCUCCGGUUCGAGUGGUCUUUGCAGUGACCAUGGAAGGCAGCGCCCGGAAGGUGAUCACGGUGCGCUCAGCCUUGAUUGUGAGAAACAAGCUGGAGAUUCCAAUGGAGCUGAGACUGGAUAGUCCUUCCGCUCCGGACAAACCCGUCGUCCUGCCUUCGGUAAUGCCAGGGGAUUCUUUUGCUGUUCCUCUGCAUCUUACCUCCUGGCGCUUGCAGGCCAGGCCCAAGGGAAUGGGUGUCUUCUUCUGCAAGUCCCCAAUCCAUUGGACGAACGUCCAGAAGGCCUCAGAGGUCAGCAGCAGCAAACGAGAGUGUCACGCGAUGGAGUCUGAAAACAGUCGAUUCUUCAGGUUUUGCGUCGCCAUAAAGAAAGAGAAUUACCCCGACUACAUGCCCUCCAACAUAUUUUCUGACAGCGCCAAGCAGAUCUUCAGGCAGCCCGGGCACACCAUUUAUCUCUUGCCCACCGUGGUGCUCUGUAACUUGCUUCCUUGUGAGCUCGAGUUUUAUGUUAAAGGGACGCCCAUCAGUGGGACGCUGAAGCCUGGGAAAGAGGCAGCGCUGCACACGGCUGACACGUCGCAGAAUAUAGAACUCGGACUCUCCCUAGAAAAUUUUCCACAUUGCAAGGAGCUCUUGAUACCUCCUGGAACACAAAACUAUAUUGUGCGGAUGCGACUGUACGACGUUAACAAGCGCCUGUUGAAUCUUACCAUCAGGAUUGUGUGUCGCGCAGAAGGGUCCUUGAAGAUAUUUAUUGCUGCCCCAUAUUGGCUUAUCAACAAAACAGGGUUGCCCCUGAUCUUCAGGCAGGACAAUGCCAAGAUUGAUGCGGCCGGCCAGUUUGAAGAACAUGAACUAGCCAGAAGCUUGAGUCCUCUCCUAUUCUGUUAUGCCGAUAAGGAACAGCCCAAUCUUUGUACCAUGAGAGUUGGGAGGGGGAUCCACCCUGACGGCAUGCCUGGCUGGUGCCAGGGCUUCUCCCUGGACGGAGGAAGCGGCGUCAGAGCCCUGAAAGUGAUCCAGCAAGGAAACCGACCGGGCCUCAUUUACAAUAUCGGGAUUGAUGUGAAGAAGGGCAGAGGUCGCUACAUUGACACUUGCAUGGUAACCUUUGCACCUCGCUACCUGUUGGAUAACAGAUCCCUGCACAAGCUUGCCUUUGCGCAGCGGGCAUUCGCCCGGGGACAGGGCUCUUCCAAUCCAGAUGGCUAUAUCUCCACACUCCCCGGCUCGAGCGUUGUCUUCCACUGGCCACGCAACGAUUAUGACCAAUUAUUGUGUGUUCGGCUAAUGGAUGUCCCAAACUGCAUCUGGUCUGGAGGCUUUGAAGUCAACAAAAACAAUUCUUUCCACAUCAAUAUGAGGGACACCACUGGAAAAUGCUACUUUUUACGAGCAGAGAUCACUCUCAAGGGAGCCACAUACCGCGUCUCGUUCAGCGACACGGAUCAAUUGCCACCGCCAUUCCGCAUAGACAAUUUUUCUAAGGUUCCUAUAGUGUUUACUCAGCUCGGCGUGGCGGAACCACGGCUCAGUACAGAAGUCAAGCCAAUGACCGCUUUGGAUUAUGCCUGGGAUGAGCCUACUUUGCCGCCGUGCAUCACGCUCACAGUUAAAGGAGCCGGCUCGUCCGAAAUCAUGUGCAGCAUGGAUGACUUUCAAGACAGCAAGCAGCUCUAUUAUGAAAAUUUUAUUUACAUCGCUGCUGCAUACACUUUCUCUGGCCUACAGGAAGAAAGUGGGAGGCCAGUAACUUCAAACAAAGACGUGGAUUGCGCUGAACUCGUCCUCGACGUCUCUCCAAAGACACAGAGAGUCAUAUUAAAGAAAAAGGAGCCAGGGAAGCGCUCUCAGCUCUGGAGGAUGACUGGCACCGGCAUGCUGUGCCACGAAGGCUCUGCGGUCCCUCACCAUCCAAACAAGCCAUCCCCUCCUCGGUCCACAGAAUCCUCCAUGAUCUUGGACAUCGCUGGCUUGGCAGCCGUCACCGAUAACAGGUACGAGCCUCUGAUGCUGAGGAAGCCAGACAGGCGCCGGAGUACGACGCAGACGUGGAGUUUUCGCGACGGAAAGUUGGUCUGCGGGAUGCAUGGUCUCGUCGUCCAGGCUAAAGGAGGUAGAUCUGGGCUUCGCGAUGGGGCAGAAGUUGUUCUUGGUUCAGACACUUCUCUGGAAACGUUGAGCCUGGUUCCACCAGAGCAGCAGUUCAUCAAUCAGAAGAUGAGGCCCGGCUCCGGUGUCUUGGUAGCCAGGGUCAUUCCAGAUGGGCCAACCCGAGUUUUGCAGAUAACAGACUUCAACCAACGCAGAAAUGAUCGCUUCUCGUACGAAGGCGAUGAGCUUCUGAUGCUGGAACAAGAUCUGGGGAAGCUGAAGAAUCUAGAUACACAGCAAGAAUUGGAAGUUCAGUUGAAACUGGAAGGCGGCAUCGGUUUGUCCUUAGUGAAUAAAGCCCCGGAAGAGCUGAUAUUUGCAAGUUUCACCGGCAUUAACGUCCAUUUCACCCAGCAGUCGUCCAGUCAAGUGCUUGAGCUGAGCAUACAGGAUGUGCAGGUGGACAAUCAGCUCAUCGGAACCACUCAACCUUUCAUGCUCUUUCUGACCCCCCAAACCAGUGAAAAUGAAGCCGCCGAGACGGGCCCCGCCUUGCAAUUAAAUGCCAUGAAAUUUCCCAGUAAGAGGCCUUUAACUGAUAUUUACAAGCACCUGAUGAUCACGGCUCGCAGGUUUACAGUCCAAAUCGAGGAGAAACUGCUCCUUAAACUUCUAAGUUUCUUUGGCUAUGAUCAGACCGAAUCAGAGGUUGAGAGUUAUGAUGAGAACCUUCAUGAAAAGCCUGUGGAGCAAGGAGCACAGAAGCGGUAUUAUUUUGAAAACCUGAAGAUCAGUGUGCCACAGAUAAAGCUGAGUGUGUUGACUUCCAGCAAGCUGCCCCUCGAUCUCAAGGCACUGAAGAGCACUUUAGGCUUUCCCUUGAUCAGAUUUGAAGACGCCGUGAUCAACCUGGAUCCCUUCACCAGAGUCCACCCUUACGAGACGAAAGAGUUUAUUGUCAAUGAUGUUUUGAAGCACUUUCAAGAAGAGCUGCUCAGCCAAGCUGCGAGGAUCCUGGGCUCUGUGGAUUUCCUUGGGAACCCGAUGGGCCUCUUGAAUGAUGUUUCGGAAGGCGUUACUGGGCUGAUAAAGUAUGGAAAUGUUGGUGGCCUUAUCAGGAACGUCACACAUGGAGUGUCAAACUCUGCUGCGAAGUUCGCCGGGACUUUGUCAGACGGCUUGGGGAAGACGAUGGACAAUCGACAUCAGACGGAGCGCGAGUACAUCCGAUACCAUGCUGCGACGAGCGGGGAACAUCUUGUAGCUGGCAUCCAAGGACUAGCUCAUGGUAUCAUUGGCGGAUUGACUAGUGUGAUCACCUCAACAGUGGAAGGUGUGAAAACCGAAGGGGGUGUCAGCGGCUUCAUAUCUGGCUUUGGAAAAGGAUUGGUUGGGACCGUCACCAAACCAGUGGCAGGUGCUCUGGAUUUUGCUUCUGAAACUGCUCAGGCAGUGAGAGAUACAGCCACUCUGACUGGCCCCAGGACACAGGCUGAGAGAAUGAGAAAGCCGCGGUGUUGCAGGGGGCCUCAAGGACUCUUGCCUCGAUAUUCCGAGAGCCAGGCCGAAGGGCAAGAGCAGCUCUUCAAGCUGACGGAUAACAUUCAGGACGAAUUCUUCAUUGCAGUGGAGAAUAUAGACAGCUACUGCGUUAUCAUUUCCUCCAAAGCCGUUUAUUUCCUCAAGUGUGGAGAUUACAUGGACCGAGAGGCAAUUUUCCUGGAGGUGAAAUAUGGCGACCUCUAUCACUGCCUUAUCUCGAAGGACCACGGGAAGGUUUACAUCCAGCUGACAAAGAGAGCGGUAAAUUCCAGCAGCGGAGUAUCCAUGCCUGGUCCGUCACAUCAGAAGCCCAUGGUCCACGUGAAGUCCGAGGCUCUCGCCGUGAAGCUGUCUCAAGAAAUCAACUACGCAAAGAGCCUUUUCUAUGAACAGCAGCUCAUGCUAAGAUCCAGCGCACACCCUGAGCAACUGGAGUUGGACUCGUGACCCGCAGAGGAUCGCUGAGUGGGACGGGGACGUUUCCCCCUCCGCUCAGCAAAAGGCAGCAGGAACUGCUGAUUGUUAGAAAGUGUGUUCUGUGAGGCUAGCAAGCCAAGGCCACGGAAACUAAAGUCCUCUUCAACAUGGGGCACUUAAUAUUGAGAGUGGAGACACGUUUGAAAUGCAUUUAGCUAUAGGAAAAAGCUCUGUAUUUUCUUACCGUUUGUGUGUGUAUAAAUACUUAUACAUAUACAUAUAUAUAUAUAUGCGCUAUAUAUGUAUGUAUGUAUGUAUGUAUGUACAACUGUGUUUAGUGUAAAUAAGAAAGUUACACAGCAGGUUGCUAGGGUGUAUAAAGGUCUAUUUCGUGUCAAGGAAUUAAAGGAAAGGUUUUAUUGAGUCUCUUAUUGCACUGACUGCGAGCCUUUGACACAGCACAUUUUCCGAAAAGAUGAGAAAGGACCAUAAAGGGAGGCCGGCUGGAAUGCCGUAGAGGGUCAGUUUGGUUACAGGCAUCUGUGGGUGAUCUAACUGGGCAGGGGCGUUUAUUUUUCCAGCGUUUGAUGCUUCAAUGCCCUCCUAGAGUCUAGGAUUUUCUUGUCUUCCUGUUUACACGAUGGGUUUACUGUCCUUUGCCCAAACAAGCUGGAGGCACAUAGACAGGGUCUCUUCCCCCCACCCAUACUAAAACAGAAAAGGGUCUUUGCUCUGUGAAAGCAUUUGGCUGUUAGUGAGACAAGCACGUACCAGGAGGCGAAAAUCCUAAAGCAACAUGGAAAAAAACCUCCCCCCCCCUUAAGUAGUUUUGUGAGAUUGUGAAAGAAAAAGUUAGUGGUGUGUUACUUUGGAGUUAAAAUAGGGAUACUUUUUGUGUAGGAAAGAUGCAGUCUUAAGCCCUCUUUUAAAAGUAGAGUUGUGUUGACUAUUGGCCUUUAGGCAAAAUGCAAGCUCAGUUCGCCAACCAGAACAGAAAAAAACACAUCUAAGAAAAACGAUUAACUGCUGUUGGUAAGAAAUGAACCCAGACUUUAAAAAAAAAAAAAAAUCAUAUUGCAGAAUCACUGGAUUUAACUGACACUACUGCCAUUUUUCUGACUUUGUGUUCUUUUGAUGACAAUGUUGUAAGAAGGGACUAGGCAUUUCUACACAUGCUCUCUCACUUCUCUCUCCCUGCCCCCACAAGCUACAAUCCCAGGGAAAGUCAUGCAGCUGGAGGGUCCGUUUCAGUGAGUUUCACUGUUGUGAUUUUAAGGCAUAGCAUAAUCAAAUAGGUUGCAAUGGGCUGUAAAUUUCGUACCUUUUGUGUACCGUGCAGAAAAUUGCAUUUUGGUACCCUUUUAACCCCUCAAAGGGUGGCCUGCCCAAGCGCCGCAGCAACCUGCCUCAGCAAGCAGUGCCUCUGGGUUGACAGAUUGCAACCAAGAUGUUUGUAUGGUUCCUCUGAGAAGGCAGGUCUGGUUCUGGGGGCGGGGGGGGGGCGGGGAAUUGUAGCAGGGGAAGCAUACUGGGUCUGUUUCUGAGACAACCUUCCCAAAGCAAGGCUUCUGUGUCUUCCCUUUGAAAUAUUACGGGGGCUGUUCUACCCAAGGGACAUUUUCAUGCAUCCAAAGGGGGUAAUUUACGACUGCAUCAUCUCAGGAUGCGGGGCUGAAAACAUGAGAUGUGUGAAUGCCUCUCCCCUCCAUGAGGGUUUCAGAUCGAUCGCUGCUUGAAUCGUGCGAGUGCCUCUGGAUGCAGCCAUUUGUCUUUGUAUAUUUUCUGUGUGUUACUUUGGGAGGGGGACUCCGACUUAAGUGCUUUAGCUGAACCCUUCAGCCCCUUUGCACUUCGUUGCUGCUUGCUGAGGAAAUUGUCUGGCUCCCUACAAUUUAUACGUUCAAUCCAGGUGAGGGUUGCAAAGGAAACAAUGACAUUAAUAAACAAAAUCCAGAAUGUAUGAAUCAGCAGGAGAAA
Messenger RNA from Eublepharis macularius, 15349 nucleotides. It is a transcript of the gene VPS13D, whose product is annotated as vacuolar protein sorting 13 homolog D. Gene Ontology annotation, cellular component: extrinsic component of membrane. The record is from RefSeq and is a predicted model, not a curated record. Lineage: Eukaryota; Metazoa; Chordata; Lepidosauria; Squamata; Eublepharidae. The transcript has 71 exons. Gene Ontology annotation, biological process: protein targeting to vacuole; protein retention in Golgi apparatus; mitochondrion organization. Gene Ontology annotation, molecular function: protein binding. The coding region runs from base 158 to 13402 and encodes 4414 amino acids.